AUGCUGCUGUUUCUGCUCAAGGUCUUUCUUCUCGCGGCGCUGUUAGUCGGCGCCGUCUACUACUUCUUUUUGCUGCCCCCAAAAUACCCGCAAAACAUCCCGGCAAUCCCCUUCUGGGUUACUCUCAUACCUUUCUUCAAAGACGUCGACCAGUCAGACAUUUUCCGCGACUACAUCGACCAGCCGCUGCGGACCCACGGGGCAGUCAAGAUCUUCUUUGGCGCCCAGUGGAAUGUUCUGGUCCAUCGGCCAUCGUACCUGGUUGAGAUAUUCAGAGACGAGGACCUCUACGAAAAGAGCGGCAACCAGAAGAAGAUUCCUCACAGCGUCCUGGCCGAGUUCCUCGGUAGGCACCCGCAAACCCGCCACCUCCUUGCGCGAGAAUCCUUGCUGACCUCGAAACCAGGCGACAACGUCAUUUCCGCGAGAGGCGACGUGUGGAAGAACUACCGCGCAGUCAUCAAGCCCGGCCUCCAACGGAACGUCGACGUAGACGUGAUCGAGAACAAUGCCGUCGGUCUUUGUCGCCUCCUCCGCGAAUCCCAACAGCGGGCGGGGCGAGGCGGCGUCGCUGUGCAGGACCUGCUGCAGCGGUAUUCCGUCUCCAACUUCACCGAGGCCGUCCUUGGCACCACGCUCCAUGCACUCGACCGGGCUGAUGCUCCUAUCAAUCUCCUCCAGACGGCGGUCAAGAAAGAGAUCUUCAAGCCAAUCUUUAUGAGCUUUCCCUUUCUCGACCGCCUGCCUCUCAAGUCUCGCUUGGCGGCGAGGCGCACUGUGGGCCUUUUCAAGAACGAGCUCAAACGAGGGCUGCAGGCGAGCCACUACCUUCACAAGCCUGCGGAGAAGGCAUCCUUGUCGGACCCGUCGGACAUGUUGGGCAAGCGAAUGCUUGACGCGCGAGCCUCGGGCCAGUGGGAUGAGAAGCAGCUCCUCGACAACCUCACGGUGGCCUUCGUGGCUGGCCAGGAGAACCCGCAGCUGGCCAUGAUAUCGAGCCUGUAUCUGUUGGCAAAGCAUCCAGAGGCGCAAGAGGCUUUGCGCCAAGAAAUCAUUUCCAAGGGUGCCAAGUCUGCAGCAGAUCUGGCCAAAGAGGACAUGCCGUAUCUUACCUCCCUCAUCUACGAGUGCCUGCGGCUGUUCCCUCCCAUUGGCCAAUUGAUCAACAGGAAGGCGGCGGAAACUGCAGUUCUGGGCGGCGACGUCGUCAUCCCGAAGGGAACGUGGGGUUGCUCCUCGGAGGCAAUCCAACAAAACUACCGACGCCGCCGAGCGAGGGGCGAGUGGAUCAGUUUUCACGGUGGUGAGGAAAAGAGUCAUGUUCUCUUGUCGUCCUGA
Messenger RNA from Colletotrichum higginsianum IMI 349063, 1338 nucleotides. Its product is annotated as Cytochrome P450. Gene Ontology annotation, molecular function: oxidoreductase activity, acting on paired donors, with incorporation or reduction of molecular oxygen; heme binding; iron ion binding. The record is from RefSeq and is a predicted model, not a curated record. Bases 1 to 1338 code for a protein of 445 amino acids. NCBI's taxonomy places the organism in Eukaryota, Fungi, Ascomycota, Sordariomycetes, Glomerellales, Glomerellaceae. The transcript has 4 exons.